This is a messenger RNA of Sinocyclocheilus grahami, 2554 nucleotides long. RefSeq names its product nucleolar protein 4-like. The record is from RefSeq and is a predicted model, not a curated record. Lineage: Eukaryota; Metazoa; Chordata; Actinopteri; Cypriniformes; Cyprinidae. Bases 244 to 2322 code for a protein of 692 amino acids. The transcript is spliced from 11 exons.
CCGUUGCGGUUUGGGACAGUAGGCGAGGCGUCUCUGCAAACAGGUGUGCGACUGGCCGAAACAGGCACACAUAAUACGACUUUUUUCGCCUUGUUUAGCGGAGGUGGACCUCCAGCACCGGUGUCGAAGCGAUCAUCCUCGUAGCGGGACAGGGAGAGGAGGGGGAGUCUACUAUCAUUUUCAGGCUUUGUAGUUGCAUUUGAUCGUUUCGAAAAGGGGCUCGCGGCUCACAAAGAGGAAGGGAUGGCAACUAAGAAACCAUGCGCGUCUUUAACAAAAAGGAGCCGAAGUCCCGUCGUGCUGGAGGCAGAGAUGUUCAGCGAAUUUCAGGACUGGUGUCUCCGGACUUACGGAGACUCGGGUAAAACAAAGACCGUCACGCGCCGAAAAUACAACAAAAUCAUGCAGACCCUGCUACAGAACGAGGAGUCGGACGGUGUCUAUGUCGACAACAGCCAUAUCAACGCCAAAUUCAAAUUCUGGGUGAAGUCCAAAGGCUUUCAGGUCGGCUGCAACAUCUUGGGCGAGCACAACAAGAAAGAGCCAUCGGGGAAGCCCGUCCUGUACGUCCCUGUCAAGUCUACGUGUUCAGAUGGAGGGGCGGCCCAGGACAGCUCUUUGAAGCGGGUUGCUGUGGUGGAGGAUUUUUUUGAUAUAAUCUAUGCCAUGCAUGUUGAGAUGGGGGCAGAUCCCGGACGAGCACCCAAACACGCCGGCCAGAAAAAGACCUAUAAAGCGAUUGCGGAGACCUACGCAUUUCUUCCACGUGAGGCGGUGACCCGUUUCUUGAUGAGUUGUGGAGAAUGCCAGAAAAGGAUGCACAUCAACCCCAGCACGGCAGAGUUCAAAGAGAAUGACCGGCCCACCUCUCUGGUCCCAGACCUCAUCGAUUACAACAUGCCUCUCACUGCUACCUAUCUAAAACAGAUGAAACUACAGUGCAUGAACACCAAUGAGCAGGAUGACAGUUCAGUAAGCAGUGAGGAUUUGGACAUGGCUGAGCCCGCGUGGGUCUCUACUGAGCGUGCUCCAGCUGUAGAGCCUUGCAGCCCCACCGCCCCAUACACAGAGAAGAUGCCUACACCCCCACAGCCCAGCAUUAAAGAGGAAGAAGAUGAUUCUUCUUCAGAGAAUGGCAGCACAGCUAACGGUCUCCCUGCACUGACUCCGCUUAGUGGUGCUGCCAUGGCGACAGGAGGAGUUCCUGCAUCUGAGGGGGUGGUUCCAUAUGGAGAGGUGAACAGUAAUGGUGCCACAGCGCCCCUGGACUUCAGCAACAAUUCAUCGUCCUCUUCCUCACAGGAGGGACAGCAGCCUGUCAACCUAAGCGACAGACUGUUGCCCGGGGUGACGCUCGGAUCCUACGUAACUGACCCCAACAGAAAAUUCCCUGUCAAAACUGACUACGGUAACAAGUCCCCUCAGUACAGCUCAGGAAGCUAUGACUCUGUGAAGACGGAACUGAGCACGUGCGGGGAGGACAUGACCCCGGGUCGCUCUCAGGUCAUAGAUGAUGACGACGAUGAUCACGAUGACCAUGAUGACAGCGACAAGAUAAAUGACGCUGAGGGCCUGGACCCUGAACGACUUAAAGCUUUUAAUAUGUUUGUGCGGUUGUUUGUGGAUGAGAACUUAGACCGGAUGGUUCCAAUCUCAAAGCAGCCCAAAGAGAAAAUCCAGGCCAUCAUUGAGUCCUGCAGCCGCCAGUUCCCAGAGUUCCAAGAACGCGCUCGCAAACGAAUCCGAACCUACCUCAAAUCCUGUCGCCGCAUGAAGAAGGGUGGCUUUGAGACACGGCCCACACCCCCUCACCUCACCUCCGCCAUGGCUGAGAACAUCCUUGCAGCAGCAUGUGAGAGCGAAACACGGAAUGCUGCUAAGAGGAUGCGACUUGACAUCUAUCAGACCCAUGAUGAGUCAGUUGCAGCAGACAAGCCUAACUCCAGAGACCCGGCUGCUCUGGCUCACUCAGGCUUCACACUGGCCGCCUCGGCCUACUCCCAGGACCAACUCUACACCAAUGGUGGACUUAAUUACAGUUUCCGUGGAUACGGGACCAUUGGCAACAGCCUCCAAAACAGUGGCACAUCACAAACCAAUGGUCCCACUGAUCUCAGUAUGAAAUCUUUGGCAUCCAACAGCACUUCCUCCUCCAGUUCAAACAGUCAUGGUCAGGGUGGAGGAGGCGGAGGGGCAUCUGCCCAGCUCAGCCUGCCCGAGGUCACGGCGGUUCGGCAACUGAUUGCAGGCUACCGUGAGUCUGCGGCCUUCCUGCUCCGCUCUGCUGACGAGCUCGAGAACCUCAUACUGCAGCAGAACUGAGGACUGCACACAGGCUGGUGCUGCCCGCCUCUCUCUCAUUAACACACCUACACAAAAAUGCACACUAUGACUGGAAAGAUACAUGUAGCUAUGUGCACUUACGUACAUAUACACCUAAAGCCCAUAGGCGGAGUUUGACUUCACUUGGGGGGAGCGAAAUGGGGGGAUCAGAAGUAUCUGAAUCUGAAGCGCAUGUACAGGGUACAAAAUUGAGAGCAUUUACCAGCCGUAA